Trichoderma reesei QM6a is the source of this 691-nucleotide messenger RNA. RefSeq lists its product as uncharacterized. The transcript has 2 exons. Gene Ontology annotation, biological process: mitotic DNA replication initiation. Gene Ontology annotation, cellular component: GINS complex. Lineage: Eukaryota; Fungi; Ascomycota; Sordariomycetes; Hypocreales; Hypocreaceae. The record is from RefSeq and is a predicted model, not a curated record. Bases 1 to 540 code for a protein of 179 amino acids.
AUGUCCUACUACGACGUUGACGCGAUUCUGACUGAUGGGGAGAAAGUUCCCUGCCGGUUCGAGCUCGACGUGCCGUAUCUCGGCCAUCUCGACAAUUCCAGCGGCCUCAAAGCAGGCACCCGCCUGAACCUGCCCCUAUGGCUCGCUGAAAUGUUCGCUCUCGCCUCUGCAGGACAAGAUGCAUCGCCGCCAAUCACACUGAGCCUCCCGCCGUGCCUGUCCGAACAAGUCCUUGCUGCGCUCAAGGCCGAUCCCCGAGCCGUACCCUUACGCGACCAGAGUGCAUAUUUCUACGGCGUGGCCGUCCGAAUGCUAGAUCUCUUUGAUGAGAAGGAACUGAGUGCCAUUCUGCGGAACACGUUCGUCGUCAGAGCAGCUGAUGUGGGACUGCACGCGAGAAAGGCGGAGGAGACUGGACUGGGAGGGCAGGGCGAGGAGUUUCUGCGGGGGUUGGAUGAGUGGGAAAGAAGGCUGUUCCGGAGAGGACAUGAGGGUGUCAAGGGAGCGAAAGAGUGGACGGACAAUGUGAAGAAGUCAUGAACUGGGAACUAAAUAAUGACUAUGAUACCCCGGGUAGAUUGUGAGUACGUGGAUCACUGUUGAGAAGAUACAACUUUGUUGAUAUAUGGAAUUUCCAUAUUCUUUUUUGUCUAUACUAGUCCUCAAAAACCAAUGGAAUUAUACCUAGCUC